This is a messenger RNA of Mytilinidion resinicola, 1653 nucleotides long. RefSeq lists its product as uncharacterized. The transcript has 2 exons. The coding region runs from base 1 to 1458 and encodes 485 amino acids. NCBI's taxonomy places the organism in Eukaryota, Fungi, Ascomycota, Dothideomycetes, Mytilinidiales, Mytilinidiaceae. The record is from RefSeq and is a predicted model, not a curated record.
AUGGCCGACCAAAAUGCCGCCGCCGCAGUGCAGGCCAAACCCGCCGGCGCUGCGGGCGCUGCGCCUUCAAAGCCCCCUCGGCCGCCGAAUCCAUUCUUCAAGAUGAUGGGACUCCCCACCAUCCGCAUGAAGCUGCCCUCGAGGAACUGGAUGAUAUUCCUCAGCAUCACGGGCUCGUGGACUGCCGCUCUCUUAUACGACCGCAGCCAGAAGAAGCGCAUCCAGAGGAAGUGGACGAAAAUGGUCGAGCACAUCGCAAAGGAAUCCAUGGACGCCUCUUCCCUACCCCGGAAACUUACCGUCUAUAUUUCUGCGCCACCGGCUGAUGGGCUGAUGACUGCGCGCGAUCAUUUCCAGGAAUACGUGAAACCAAUACUGGUGGCCGGAGCCGUGGAUUGGGAUGCGGUCGAGGGGAGGAUGCAAGGCGAUGUCAGGGCUGGAGUGGCGGAGAAGAUAAGGAGGCUGAGGAAGAGGCGGGGAGAGUCGUCAAUAGAGCCGCUAGAGGAUGAUCUCGAGGAGGUGCUGGAGCAAACGCGGAAGAGGUCUGGAGUGAAGCCAUACGAUGGACCGGCCGGUGACAUAGUAAUUGGACGAAAUACGUGGAAAGAGUAUAUCAGGGGACUACACGAGGGGUGGCUAGGGCCUUUGGAUCCGCCUGCUCCUACACUGAAAGAUGCACAGGAAGUUGCUGAGGUUGUGGAGAGCGCUACCAGUCCUCCUGAAGUUCCUCUAGCUCCUGAAAGCCCUCCAGCACCCGAACAACCCUCGUCUUCGGAGUUUGUGGCAGAAACGCCUUCAACGCCAGCAGAUGAUGCCUCACCCACCGCUCCCAUACCGACCACGACUCCAGAACCCGAAAAGCCAGUAGAAGAGAAGCCAGAGGAGAAGAAACCGACGAAAAAGAAGCAACCACCCCCAUUCAACACCACCGCCGACUACUCAUCCGCCGUCCCAUCUCCAAUCUGCCCAUCAGAGCUCCCGCCCACGACUAUAAUACAGUUCCCGCAUCUUCUUGGCAUCCGACACACUCCCGUCCGCAUGUACCGCUUCCUUACCCGACGAUACCUAGCCGACGAUAUUGGCCGGCAGACCGCGGCCGCUGUUCUCGCUACAUACAGGCCAUUCGAAGCGCCCGGAGAGUCACAUCAUCUAGCCGAGGGUAGUACAGCUUCGAAUGAGAGUGACGAUGCUGGUAGUUCGCAAUGGGAACAGCGGGGACUACUGAAGCACGAGGAGAAGGAGUGGCACAAGUCUGUCCACGAACCCAGUGAAGAGGGGAAGGAGAGGGUGUGGAUGAACGACAUGGUGCUAGAUACCCGGAUCGCAGAGCGCAUGCGGAAGUUUGAGCUGGACAUGGAGCAGGAGGAAAGAGCUAAGAGGAUCGCGGCUGAAAAGGUAGAGCCGUGGUGGAAGAGCGCGUGGAGUAAGAUGAGAGAGAAGGACGAGGAUGUGGAUUGAGAUACUAGUGCAUCGCAUUUUUGAGCAUUGCGCAUCUAGGGUGUAGGAUAUGGUCUGUAAUAUAUUGGUCCUAGGUACUGGGCCGGAUGUGCUAGGCAGGCACUGUUGUAUUAUAUACAGUGCUAGGACAACACUUUACUAACACUGUGCCUCGCCCUCAAUAAGUCUAUACGCUGUCUUGCCUCCGUCAGUGGC